This is a messenger RNA of Amphimedon queenslandica, 1941 nucleotides long. RefSeq lists its product as uncharacterized. The coding region runs from base 1 to 1941 and encodes 646 amino acids. The transcript has a single exon. NCBI's taxonomy places the organism in Eukaryota, Metazoa, Porifera, Demospongiae, Haplosclerida, Niphatidae. The record is from RefSeq and is a predicted model, not a curated record. Gene Ontology annotation, molecular function: protein binding; GTP binding.
AUGUGGGCUUUUAUGUCAAAUGCAUACCAAUUUAGCUCAUCAGAAUCACUGGAUGGCUCAACGAGCAUUGACUCUUACACAGUUAGUCUUCGAUGCAUUGAUGAAUCACCAGACAUAUGGCAUAAUCAGGUGAUAAAAGGAAACAAGACAACUAUUACAUUCAGCCAGUUAGAGCCAGAUACAAAGUAUGUAGCCAAGGUGCGUGCUGAGUGCAGUUUGGGUCACAGUAAAGAGAGUGAAACUAGUGACAUUAUACAAACUAAACCACCAAUAGUUGAUGUUAGGCUACAGAACAUCAUUGCUGAUUCAAAAGUCAUUAAAGAUGGGUCCCCAGUAGUGUAUAAAAUCACAGCUAAGCCAUUAACUCUUAGAAAAAAAAACAAAAAUAUUGCCAAAAUUGAGUUUGGUACUCCUGUUGCUCCUACAAUUCCAACAAGGGUACUAAUGGUUGUUGGAGCUACUGGCGCUGGUAAAAGCACAUUAAUAAAUGCAAUGGUCAACUAUUUCUUAGGAGUGAAGUGGGAACAUGAAUUUCGACUGAAGCUGAUUCAUGAUGAAGUGUCUCAAAACCAGGCACAUAGUCAAACACAAAUAAUCACCGCAUACACCUUUUAUUGGAAAAAAGGUUCUCCUUUGGAUUGCAAUUUAACCAUAAUUGAUACACCUGGUUUUGGUGAUACUCGUGGUCUAGAAAGAGAUCAAGAGAUCACAAGGCACAUACAAGAGUUUUUUGAAAUGGAAGGAAGUGAUGGGUUAGAUUCAUUGCAUGGUAUUGGUUUCGUUACUCAAGCAUCUCUAGCAAGAUUAACUCCGACUCAAAAAUACAUUUCUGAUUCGAUCCUCUCUAUUUUUGGAAAUGAUAUCAAGAAUAAUAUCUUCAUAAUGACAACCUUUGCUGAUGGUGCAGAUCCACCAGUAAUGGAAGCUGUAAGGGAAGCAAAGAUUCCUCACGCAGAUUUCUUUCCUUUCAAUAAUUCUGCACUUUUUGUUCAUUCAAGUAAGUCAGAUUUUUCUAAAAUGUUUUGGGAUAUGGGUUAUGCCAGUUUGGAAAAAUUCUUUACUACAUUUCAACAAGCAGGCGCUGUCAGUCUCCAGCUGACUCGUGAGGUAUUAAAUGAGCGCCAGCAAUUAGAAGUAAUUGUUAAUGGCAUUCAACCACAGAUUAAUGCAGGACUAGCAAAAAUAGACGAAUUAAAUCAAGAAGAAAAAAUGCUAAAGGAAAAUGAAUCCAAAAUUAAAGCAAAUAAAGAUUUCACAUAUAAAGUAAAAAUCACCAAACAACGACAGAUCCCACUUCCUCAUGGCCAAUACGUUACUAAUUGUGCUAAUUGCCACAGCACAUGCCAUAAAAUUUGUGCCUAUCCUGAUGAUAAAGAUAAAUGGAAAUGUAGUGCAAUGUCUGGUAAUGAAAGUAAUGCAACUUGCGUGGUUUGUGUUGGUCAUUGUACCUGGAAGAAGCAUUUUAAUAAUGGAUAUCUCUUUGAGUUGUACGAUGAUUGGGAAACAAAAACAUCAAAAGAGCUUUAUGAACGAUACACUGAAGCAAAAAGUGCCAAAAACAAACAUGAAUUUAUGAUUAAAGAAAUGGAAAAAGAGCUGCAGAAAAUGCAUGGUGUUGUUCUAUAUAACGUACGUCUAGCUCGUAAAUGUCUGAAGCGUCUUGAUGAGAUUGCACUGAAGCCAAAUCCAUUGACUGAAGUGGACUACAUUAAUCUACUUAUUGAAUCAGAAAAACAACAAAAAAAUUUGGGAUGGCAGCAGCGUGUAGCAUCUUUUUAUGCUGUUCGGGAAAAAGCUCUGUUAGUAGCUACAGUAAAAGAUAGAGAAGCAUUUGAUGAACAAUUGGCUCAAGAAAAUAACAGGGGCAUGUGGAAUACUUUUAAAGAGAGGGGUAAUAAAAUAUUUCAGAAUUUUUUUACCACACCACCCACACACACCUAA